GAGUCGAUUUUUAAUACUAGAAAUUCCAUCUCGAACUGUAUUUAUUAUUGCUCCAAAUUUCGUCUCAAGAACAUUUUCCCGCGCAGGGGAAUUCGCGUGUCCUGGGAUGGCAGCUGUAAGCUUGAGCAUAAACGGAGAUCCGGCCGUCCUGCUAGAGCCUGGUACCGUCUACCGCAUUGGGAGCAAGGAAGAAUACGAGUUCUGUGUGGCCGAUGAAUCCAUGGAGCUGUAUCAUGCUCUGGCAACCGUCUAUCGAGCGGGCAUCCUUCGCGUGAAUGCGCUGCUGGGCAAGGUAUUUGUGAACGACGUGGAGAAUGGCAAUGCGGACAUAAGCCAAAAGGAUGCCAUCGAUGGAAAAGUGAAGCUGCGCUUCGGCAAUGUAAACGCGGAAGUGCAACUGAUAGAAACUCUUCAGCAUCAUGACAGCAGUGGCUUUGGGGAAACCCUCAAGGAUACAUCUCUCGAUACAACAACUGAGAGUGUUGUUAUACCAGAAACAGAGGUGCAGUCGGUCAACACAACAGCUGACAGCUUCUUUGUGCCCGAAGCACAAGCUGUGCCCUUUGACAGAUCCACGCGGGGCGGCAAAGUUUCGCUGGGCGAUGACUUUAUGAUACCCGAGACGCAAGAUCUCCUCAGCACACCACCUGCAGUUGUGCAGAAUGAGGCGAGCAAUUCCAAUGAUGGAAGUGCCUCUGAAAUGUGCUCGCAGAUACGCAUUUGCACCCAGGACUAUAAUGAGGAUGCACUUGAGGACUUUGACACGUCCAUGAUGCUGGGGUCUUCUUUGACGCCGACGAAGAUCUUUACCGGAUAUGUCAAUCCGGCCGCCGAUGCAACCGACCACGAAUUGAGUGCCUUAAAUUGGUCCACAUCCAAUCCAAAAUGCACUGCCCUGAACAGCACUAAGGAGGGAGAGUUGCCAGCUCGAGCCGUUGCUUGCAUUACACCAGAACUAUCUGGACAGAAUCCAUCUCAUGAUGCAGGAAAUUGUACUCCUGAUAUAUUUGAUUUGAUGGUUGCUGAUGGAGAACAGCCCGAGCCCGAGCCCGAGAGCUCUGCCACACCAACGCUUUGCGGGUUAAAGCAAUUGGUUGUGGCACACAUAGAGACGCCAACAGCAACUCCUCUCGAAGUGGAGGACCUCAUUGUAACACAGAGCAACGCGCAUAACGAAACUAAUCAGGAUUUUGUUGCCACUCAGCCGUUUCCGUUUACCUUAAUGCGCAAGCAGGAAGGAUUGCAAGCAGGCCAGGAAACUAAUCAGGAUUUCAUUCCCACUCAGCCAUUCCCAUUUCCCACCAAGCUCAAGCCAAGCGGAUUGCCAUCUAUUAACUCUCCCAAGGAUCGCAGCAUUGUGGAGGAGACCAACGAAGAUUUCAUUGCCACUCAGCCCUUUCCCUUCAAGCUCAAACCAGAUGGAUUGCCAGCUACUAAUGCUGAGGAUUUCAAAGCCACUCAGCCAUUCCCCUUCCGAAAGAAGCAAAAGAGAGCACACUCAGACGCAACCACCCAGGAUCACAGCGACAAUGAGGAGCCCUCGCAGAGCAAACAAGCGAAAGUGCAAGCAACCGAUUCGCCAGCAGAUCUCAGCUGCAGCAAGACUAUUCAAGAAAAUAAAGAAAACAUUCCAGUGGCAAAUAAGGAAACUGAAGCCAAAGCCUCCACCUCAAAAGACGCAGCAGCUUCAAAUUCGUUUGAAUAUGAUGCUGUCAUGGAGGUACUGGAGGAAAUGGCAACGGGGCCAGCACUGCCACCUGCUGAUCCAAACGAACCUCAAAUUAAAUUCGUUGAACCUGCCAUCAUCAAAGACGACAACUACAAUGCUCUGGUUACCCGAAUGGAGUGCGUCUUCCAGGACAGAAACAACCCACACCGCUGGCGCUUACCGCGACUGCCCGAAGGCGCGCGUAGCCGCUUAGCCGGAUCGGAGUCACCGCCACGUACUACCAGAAACCCAAUGCAACGACGCAUCUCCGAUGAAUCACCCAGAAUCGAGCCAAGAAAGCGGCCAGCCAUUGCAGAUCAAUUCGCAGAACCUCGCAGCAAGAUCAGCCGCCCACCCAGAACCUUGUUAGUUGCAGAAGAAGCUAAGGGGGCAGCUAGCCAGGAGAGUGCCCCCGAAUUGGUGGCCAAGAAACGGCCGAGUAGCUCCAAGGCAACAACAAGCACAGAGCUCGAUUCUGCUUCGAUUUCUAAAGCUAAGAAGGCAAUCAAACCCAAAAGAGAUGAAGAUUUCGUCGUUCCAAUUGAGCCACGAAGACGACCAAGGAACUCAAAAACAAAAGCAGUCGAAAAGAUUCAGGAAGAGGCAGCCGAAAAUGGGAAUACAGCCGAAGAAGAAGAAGUCGCACAGGAAGCAAGCAGGCCACAAAGAAGGCUGAGAGCUAAGCAAAUAACGAAGCAAGAGGACGCUACAGGACAAGCUAAAGCGGGUGAAGACGUUAAAGGGAAAGAAUCCAAGAAAGAGGAAGCUACAGGAAAAGCUAAUUCGAGUGCAGAAGUUAAAGGGAAAGGAUCGCAGCAAGAACCACAGACAGAACGUGCCAAUUCGAACGCAGAAGUUAAAGGGAAAGGAUCGAAGAAAGAGGAAGCUACAGGACAAUCUAAUGCGAGUGCAGAAGUUAAACGGAAAGGAUCCAAGAAAGAGGAAGCUACAGGAAAUGCCACUAAUGGUGCAGAAGUUAAACCGAAACGAACCAAGCACAAGGAAGCCACAGAACAGGCCAACACGAGUGCAGAAGUUAAAGGGAAAGGAUCCAAUAAAGAGCCACAGACAGAACAGGCCAAUACGAGUGCAGCAGUGAAAGGGAGAGUCGGAAGAGCUAGGAAGUCUCAGACUCCGACACCGCUGGACACCACAGAGACUAAGAUAACAAAGGAGAAGCCACCAGAGAAAGAAAAACGUGGGGUGGGUAGGCAUCGGAAGUCCGAAACACCAACAGAAGAUAAGCCUAUAAAACCGAAAGUCAAGAGAAGUAAGACCCCACCCACCACGAAGAGGAUGACUAGAAGGAACACUGCCAAGGAGGAACCUAAAGAAGAACCACAAGCCAAAGGUGCUGCACUUCGUGAACUCGUUGUGAGGAUUAAAAAUGAGAAGCUCAUAAAAUCCAACUCCGCCAUUGAAGAGGAAAUUGAUGGACCAACAACGAGUGCCGCAGCAGCACAGCAAAAGGAGAAGUCUGGAAAGGAGGCAAGAAACAGGAGCAGCUCCGACAAGAAUGUUUCGUUGUCUCAAGAGAAUGCCCUUAAAGCCAUUAACCAACAUGUGAAGAAGGCAAAGGGAAAAGGAAAAAUCAAAAUAGCAUUCUCCGCGUGCAAUUCAUUAGAUGUGGCGUCUGUUCUGAAGGCCUUAAAGCAUUGUGUGGAGAAAACGGAUGAUCCCUUGAGCUGCGACGUGCUCAUCAUGGACAGAGGUGAUCGCACAUACAAAUUCCUGGUGGCAGUGGCUGCCAACAAACCAAUACUGUCCAGCUCCUGGCUGCAAUCCAUGCGGGCCACGUCUCGUGUAACUGUGCUGGCGGAACACCUCUUCGCCGACUCCCAAUUCGAGAAGAUGUACAAAUUCGAUCCCCUAAUGGCCAUGCAGCAGCCUCAAUUGUUGAGUGGUUUGCACUUUAUGCUCUGCGAGGGUAUUCUACCCAAUCCAAAAGAAAUGAAAGCUAUUAUUGAAAGUGCUGCUGGCAAGGUGCACAAAGAGCCGCCUGCACAGGAGCAGAAGCUGUAUGUCAUAGCUGCGGCCAAGGAUAAGCAGCGCUACAUGCGACGCUUGCGGAAUCAUGCCCAUGCCCAGUACAUAACCACAGAGGGCAUCAUGCAGUCGCUGGCGCAGCACAAUCUGCAGCGCUUAGACGACCCAAAGGUGCAAAUUUGAGUCUCAUUUUUGUCAAUAUUUUGUUUUGUUCCUUGUCUAUUUUUGUGUUUGUGGCCAUACAUCAAUAUAUCUAUAUUCCAUGUUAAUUUAUCUGCAAUUAUUAAAUACAUCAU
Drosophila subobscura is the source of this 3990-nucleotide messenger RNA. RefSeq names its product proteoglycan 4 (gene mu2). The record is from RefSeq and is a predicted model, not a curated record. The coding region runs from base 107 to 3877 and encodes 1256 amino acids. The transcript has 12 exons. Lineage: Eukaryota; Metazoa; Arthropoda; Insecta; Diptera; Drosophilidae.